AUGGACGCAAGAACUUUGUCCAUUUUCUUUUUACUUCUAACGCCAGUUGUUAUUAAACCUUGGCAAACACUGGACACAGAAUCGAGUCGAGAAAUUCAAAGACAUUUACAUUACCAUGCGAAACGACAUAUGUUACCCCGAGAUAGUGAAAGAAAAAGCCAAAUAACCACGAAAAGAUCAAAAGAAUUCAGAAAAAAGCCUUCAGGGCAUCUCAAGCCACUCCAAGAAGAUGAUAUGGAAAACGAUGAAUUCAUCUCCGUAGCCAUUGGGCCACCAGCAAUACGACCGUAUGAAAAAAUGGUUAAACAUCGAAACAAAACUUUUAAUCGCACAACAAAUUCUGAAGAAACAGCAGCAUCGAAACUCGUCAAAGAUGUUUUGAUACAAAUGGGAAGAGAAUUCUUAACACGUCAAGUAAAUGAAGAUUUUGUAUUCGGACAAUACGUUGGAAACUCUAUGAGAAACUUGACUAAUGAUUUGAGGCUAAAGAUGCAGCACGAAAUUUUAGAUUUAAUAGUUAAAUAUCAAAGAAUGAAUCGCGAAGGGCAGAAAACAACGUCCCUUGAAGUAAAAAAUAUGAAUACCGUGUUAAAAGAAACACAAAACGAGAAAAAAACAGCAAAUGAUACUGAAGAUGGAUGGCCUGAUUUUACUAAUUUAGCUAAGAUUGUCGGUUAG
Molecule: messenger RNA, 678 nt
Organism: Nymphalis io (European peacock)
Lineage: Eukaryota; Metazoa; Arthropoda; Insecta; Lepidoptera; Nymphalidae
Exons: 3
Coding region: 1-678 (225 amino acids)
Source: RefSeq, a predicted model, not a curated record